Messenger RNA from Scleropages formosus (Asian bonytongue), 3215 nucleotides. It is a transcript of the gene spats2, whose product is annotated as spermatogenesis associated serine rich 2. The transcript is spliced from 14 exons. The coding region runs from base 1360 to 2868 and encodes 502 amino acids. The record is from RefSeq and is a predicted model, not a curated record. Gene Ontology annotation, cellular component: cytoplasm. NCBI's taxonomy places the organism in Eukaryota, Metazoa, Chordata, Actinopteri, Osteoglossiformes, Osteoglossidae. Gene Ontology annotation, molecular function: protein binding.
GUUUUUUUAUUGACAUAAGUGCUCAGUAGCAGUUAGCAUAUUUUCCACUGUCAUGUAUUUCUCCUCUUCACUUUCUCUGAAAUGGAUCUCUUAGCUCUUCCCUUGGCUUUAUAACUAAUGUCCUUUUUCCAGCUUUCUGUUCAAAUUUGUAUUCUGGCUUUAUCUGCCCACAUUUAAAGUCAAGUUUAGAGUGCAGUGUACAACAGUUCUACGGCUGUCCCUCUUGUUGUGCACAAAGUCCCCAAGCAAAUCCAGCCUUUGCCUGGGUUGCCAUCCGCCUCCCUUUUGAUCAACAUAAAAAUGUUUCCUAGUGCCUGGAUUUACACACAGCUGUGGGGGUAUGACGUAGGUUCACCUGUCAGUGUUGUAAGACUUCUUGGCAUGUCCGCAGGUGCGGCUGCCUACGGUGCAUGCCGCUGACGUUCAAGCACUGCGUUGACGGAUGGGUGUGGUUGUACUGCUUAAGUUUCUUUUUCCCUUCCUCCCUUCUGUGAAAGAGAAACUUGGAGGUAGAGAUGGUGGACUCUAAGAGCCCUGCCUGUUUAGUGAGUGGCUGUAGUGGGUUGGUGAGUGUGCUGGAAGUCCAACCCCUGUAGAUUCUCAGGUCUUUGCUGUGUGUAUUGAAACAGUGCUGGGGUGGGAUGGAGACACUACCUGCUGAUAGCCUUCCCUUAGCACAUAUGGAGAGUGUAGAAAGCAAGUCUUGGCAAGGCCUGUCUUUAGUUUGUAAGCUGAGUGGAAUUGCACAUAGUUGUUUAAAUUUCUGAAUAAAAUCUUGCGUUGCAGGUAUUUUAGUGUUUCACGGCUGUCUUUAGGGUUUUUUGUCCAAUUAGAGCUGUAUUUUUAAAAAUAUUUCGAGAUUUUAAAAUGUUUUCCUUAUUUCUCUUUAAUAUUGCAGUGAGAAAUGAGUGGACAUUAGUAUAUUUGCUACACGCAAUCUAAUCCGAUUCCCUAGAAUGUGGAGCUUGUUGAAUUUAGUUUAGUUCCUCUGAGGGUCUGUUCCCUGCACCUCGGCCAAAGGCAACAUUGGAUGCAGAUCCUCUGAAAUGUUUCCCACCUCCUUUUUGGAGCACCCUGUACAGGAAGAGCAGUCAUUUCCCAGCCUGUGGACGUGGACAUUGGGCUCGCGUCUGGAAGAGCCCGUGGCCUCAUCUGCUCCCACCUCUUCCUGGUCCUCACGUUUUGUAAUGUGAGCCUCUGCUGGCAUCUGGUGGGAGAGCGAGAGAGAGAGCAAGUGAGAGAGGAGAAAACCCCCACUUAGGAAAAGAGAGCAAAAGGGCAACACCUUGACAGUAAAACAGUAGCAUCUUGGAAGAGAAGACUAUUCAAGUAACAGCCUUAUUUCUUCUGGAUAACAGCAUGGCCAAGAAGAACAGUCAGAAGGAUGCAUCUGAUGUGGUCUUUGACACCCACUCAAAAAUGGUCAUGUCCCAGGGAGGUACCUUCGAGAGGAUGAAGGAAAAGAUUAAUGCAGUUCGAGCCGUAGUUCCCAAUAAGAGCAACAAUGAAAUUGUUCUGGUGCUCCAACACUUCGAGAACUGUGUGGAUCGUGCAGUUCAAGCCUUUGUGGAAGGCAGUGCAGCUGAUAUCUUGAAGGAAUGGAAUGUAACCGGCAAAAAGAAGCCUAAGAAGAAAAAGCCCAAGCCUCAAGCAGAACCACAGCCUGCCCCAGCUGACACCCCAGCCCCCACUUCUAGCAGCAAGGAUGCUGUGAACGGUUUCCAUGCCAAUGGGUCAGUUGUGGAUGGGGAUUCAUUAGACUCCCUGAGUGAACAGCUGGAGUCUGCCUCUCUUGAUGCUACAGAAUUGGACUCAGAAGCAGCCACACCUGACCUCUCAGACACGACAGGUGGUGAAAGUGACCCAAAAUCCAGUACCCCAAGUGCAGUCUCGCAGCAAGCCCGUGGAGGGAGGAGCCACCCAGGCUCACGGGGCAACAAAACCCGCCCUCGCCCUGUCUCCAGUUCUCAGUCCACCUCUUCGCUGUCUCUGCGCCUGCCUGAUGAUGGCCAAUAUGGGGUGUCGGCCAACAAAAAAAUAGCAUCCAACAUUGAAAAAUCUGUGAAGGACCUGCAGCGUUGCACUGCCUCACUCACCCGUUACCGGGUAGUGGUGAAGGAAGAGAUGGACUCCUCCAUCAAGAGGAUGAAGCAGACCUUUGCAGAGCUCCAGAGCUGCCUGAUGGAUCGAGAGGUGGCUCUGUUGGCCGAGAUGGAUAAAGUUAAAGCUGAGGCCAUGGCUAUCCUGGAUGGCCGCCAGAAAAAAGCAGAGGAACUUCGCCGGCUGACUGACAGGUCAGGUUCCAUGUCCGAGGAUCAGCUGACUGAGCUACGUGCCGACAUCAAGCACUUUGUUAGUGAGCGCAAGUAUGAUGAGGACCUGGGAAGGGCGCUGAAGUUCACCUACGAGUUGGAGCCCCUUAAAAAAAGCAUCAUGAGUUUUGGACAAGUGUAUCACCCACAAACCAGCUAUUCCAGUCGCUCCCGCUGUAGCUCUGCCGCCUCAUCUAUUACUAGUCCAGCUCCCCAAGAAGCAGUUCCCCCUGUUCAGCCCCUGGCAUCAGGGUCUGGGGGCCGCUCUGGCCAGACGCAGAAACAGGGUUAUCAGGGUAACCGGCGUCCAGGUCAAGGCUAUCACUCUGGAGGUCAGCGACUCAAUGGCAGCUCGUAUCAAGACAGGAAUCCCAAUCGGACCAACAGGCGUUACCAAGGAGGCCGUGGAGAUGGUCCUGUCUCUAAUACACCCUUGUCAUCCUCCCCACUUUCCUCUGCCACCACAAAUGGUGCCACCCAAUCACUUGGUUCCCAGCCAGACCGCUCUGAACCGAAUGGCCUACCCCAGAGACCCCCACGGACUCGCUGUCCCUGAUACCAGCCCUGCUUACCGUUACACCCCCACACCUGUCUAAACCUACUUCUUGAUACGUCCCUGUACCUCCGCAAUGAAGGAUAGAACUGAAGUUUACAUCUUUCCAUUUUUCUUGAGCUGUAGCGCCACCUGUAGGAAAUCCCAUAUGUUCUCUGAAAGAACAAACAUUUUCCCUUCAUCAGUCACUUUUCAUUUUAUCUUCCUAACCCCUUGCUGUUUUCUGUAUGCAUCUUUCCUGUAGUUGAUGGGUUGCUCUGUCACAUGCUGGUACUGGCCUUUCAGCUGCAGUAAGUGUGCAAAACCUUCAGACUUGCUUUGAAGUCAAUGGGUACUUUUUUUUUUUUUUU